Molecule: messenger RNA, 986 nt
Organism: Staurois parvus
Lineage: Eukaryota; Metazoa; Chordata; Amphibia; Anura; Ranidae
Source: the annotation of a GenBank genome assembly
UUUCAAUGCAGGGCAGAUAAGAUGUCGGAGAAGAAGCCAAAGAGGAUCCUGGUGACCGGUGGUUCCGGCCUGGUGGGGAAGGCUAUUGAGAAGGUGGUGAAGGACGGAGAGGGACGUCCUGAUGAAGAAUGGAUCUUUGUGGCCUCCAAGGAUGCCGAUCUGAAGAGCGCUGCAGACACCCGAGCAUUGUUUGAGAGAAGCACAGACCCACCCACGUCAUUCACUUGGCAGCCAUGGUGGGAGGACUAUUCCGGAAUAUGAAGUAUAACCUCGAUUUCUUGAGGAACAAUCUCCAUAUUAACGACAACGUCCUGCACUCGGCGUAUGAGUUGGGGGUGGAGAAGGUGGUCUCCUGCCUCUCGACCUGCAUCUUCCCUGACAAGACCACUUACCCCAUCGACGAGACCAUGAUCCACAACGGACCACCCCAUGGCUCCAACUUUGGUUAUUCCUAUGCCAAGAGGAUGAUCGAUGUCCAGAACAGGGCAUACUAUGAGCAGCACGGCUGCAAGUUUACAUCCGUCAUCCCCACCAACGUCUUCGGCUCGCAUGACAACUUUAACAUAGAGGAUGGACAUGUCCUGCCGGGGCUCAUCCACAAGGUGUAUCUGGCCAAACAAAACGGCACUGCGUUGAGUAUCUGGGGCACCGGGAAGCCACGUCGGCAGUUCAUCUAUUCAUUGGAUCUGGCCAGACUCUUCAUCUGGGUGUUGCGGGAAUAUAACGAGGUGGAGCCCAUCAUCCUCUCAGUGGGAGAAGAAGAUGAAGUGUCCAUAAAGGAAGCUGCGGAGAGUAUCGUAGCCGCCAUGGACUUUAAGGGAGAAGUGAUUUUUGACAGCACAAAGUCCGACGGGCAGUUUAAAAAAACAGCAAGUAACUGCAAGCUGAGGAAAUACCUCCCCGACUUCAAGUUUACCCCAUUUAACCAAGCGGUCCAGGAGACGUGUAGCUGGUUUAACGCGAACUAUGAGCAGGCCAGGAAAUGA